Paramecium sonneborni is the source of this 1057-nucleotide messenger RNA. Lineage: Eukaryota; Ciliophora; Oligohymenophorea; Peniculida; Parameciidae. The record is from the annotation of a GenBank genome assembly.
AUGUAAUCAAUAUUAAUAACAGGAGGUUUAGGAUACAUAGGAUCAAUAACAAUAACAGAAUUGUACAAAGCAAUUGGAAAAUAGUACAAAGUAUUAUAUAAUUUAUGAUUAGAUAAUAAUAUUGGAUAAUUUAAGUAAUAGUAAUAUUUAAGUUUUGGAUACAAUUAGUAGUAUAAUAGGUGAGAAAUUAGAUUUGCACAUAGUAGAUAUUUAGAAUUAUAAUGAAUUGGUAGAAGUGUUUAAGAAAUAUAAAGAAUAAUAUCCAAUUAAUUAUAUAAUACAUUUUGCUGCAUUAAAGGCUGUCGGUGAAUCUGUUGAAAAUCCAAUAAAAUAUUAUUAAAAUAAUGUUGUAGGUACAUUGAACCUAUUAAAAUGUGCUGAAGAAUAUAAAUGUUAAAACUUUUUAUUCAGUUCUUCAGCCACUGUUUAUGCUCCUGGUGAAUUUGUAGAUGAGGAAGCUUCAUUUAAACCAUCAAAUCCAUAUGGAGAAACUAAAGUAGCAAUUGAAUAUUUGAUCAGAUCAUUAUCAAAAAAAGGAGGAAGAUAUCUAUGUUUAAGAUAUUUUAAUCCAGUUGGAGCAACUAAAGAUGGUAAACUUGGUGAAAUGCCUAAUAAACCUAAUAAUUUAUUUCCUUAUAUAGAAUAAGUUGCCAUUGGAAAUCUUUAAUAAUUAUAUGUUUUUGGUAAUGAUUAUAAUACUCCUGAUGGUACAGGAAUUAGAGAUUAUAUUCAUGUUUUAGAUUUAGCAGAAGCUCAUGUUGUAGCAUUAUAAGAAUUAAUUAAGAAAGAUUAAAUGAAUGAAAAUUACUAUGAUUAUUUUAAUAUAGGAACAGGUAAAGGUUUCAGUGUUUUAGAUAUUGUUAAUGAAUAUUCUAAAUUAGUACCUAUAAAAUAUUAAUUUACAAACAAAAGAGGUGGAGAUGUUGCAAUAUUAGUUGCCAAUCCAAAUAAAACAAAAGAUAAAUUAGGAUGGAUUGCUAAAAGAGGAUUAUAAGAAAUGUGUUAAGAUUCAUAUAAUUUCAUUAAAUCAAAAUAAUAAUGAUAUAUUUAAAANGUU